Molecule: messenger RNA, 1634 nt
Organism: Toxotes jaculatrix (banded archerfish)
Lineage: Eukaryota; Metazoa; Chordata; Actinopteri; Toxotidae
Gene: mrps30
Product: mitochondrial ribosomal protein S30
Exons: 5
Coding region: 31-1326 (431 amino acids)
Biological process (GO): translation
Cellular component (GO): ribosome; mitochondrial large ribosomal subunit; mitochondrion
Molecular function (GO): structural constituent of ribosome
Source: RefSeq, a predicted model, not a curated record
UAUCAACACAACGGAAGAAGAAGCCAAAACAUGGCGGCCCGCACACGGCUGCCCUUGCUGUUCCCCAAAAACCUGCCUCCGUUCAGGCACCAAAAGCUCGUCCACACCGAGGUUGCGGCCAAGGAGCCCGCGUACCCUCCCAUCGUCCCUUCUCUCACGGCAAAAAGCAAGUCGGCCCGUCGGCGGCAGAUUGAGGAGCAUGUGAAAAAGAUAUGUGUCUCCCCGGUGGCGGAGAAGAUCUCCCUCAUCACACGCAUCCAGAGGCAGAAAUUCGUGGUUUUCCCUCAGACUUUCGCCCGGAACGCAGACAGAUGGUACCAGCACUUCACCAAGACCGCGUACAUCCCGGGCCUGCCCGAGAAAUUCGCCCUCACCCCGGAAGGGACCACCGGGGAGAGUGGCUCGUCUUUGGCCGCUGCACAAACCGCAGUGCCGGGGAUUGAAGAUGAGGCGUUCGCGGACAUCCGCUCCUUGGUGUCCCGUGUGAUUUUACAGGAGCACUGGCACAUGAAGAAACGCAAACCUUUCCUGUACCGAAACCAGGAGAUGGUGUUCGGACCUGUUCUGAGGACCCUGGUGACCUCACUCACCCACAGUCUGGCCAAAUACAACCCAGUGCUCCUCAGCUCCAGUCUAGAUAUUAAUCCCCAGGUGAACUUUUAUUGGAGAAGAGGACAGAGGAUCAUCCCAAAGGGGCACCGGAGAGGCAGGCUAGAGCCCACCAGGUUCCAGAUUGACGACCACCCGAACAGUCAGAUUAGGAUAACUCAGCAACUGCCACCGUUUACGUCGAUGGAGGCUUCCUAUGCAGCUGAAGUUCCAGAGAUCACGUUUGCUCCCAACCUGAUGCCUCUGUUCAGAAGACAGUAUGACAACAACAUCUUCACAGGUUCUAAGCUAGCAGAUCCAGCGUGCUAUGGUCACACUCAGUUCCACCUGGUUCCUGACCGGUACCACAGAGACCGGAUGGUUCGGCAGCAGCAGUCUGACCAGGUGGAGGUCUUCCUCAGAGCCAAUGCUCUCGCCAGCCUCUUCGCCUGGACAGGAGCUCAGGCCAUGUACCAGGGUUUCUGGAACCACGAGGAUGUCACCAGGCCUUUUGUGUCCCAGGCUGUGAUCACCGAUGGCCAUUUCUUCUCCUUCUUCUGCUACCAGCUCAACACGGUGGCCCUCUCUGUGGAAACAGAUGCCAAUAACCCCAGGAAAAACCUUCUGUGGGGCACAGAGAGCCUGCGACUGUACGAGAGCGUGCAGGACGGAGAGGUGGUGGGCCUGAAUGACGGUGUCAUCAAGCUGCUGGUUCAAUUCCUCAUCAACCGACCGUAGGCUUCUUCAGGUGUCCGUCCUCUCUUGUGAUUCUUUGCUUCUUUUUGCCAGUGAGAAACGUCUGUGUUCUCCAAGGCAGAGGAAGAUGCAGGACGUCAAGAUAAAGAGCUGUUCAAGAGCCGACAUGGCAGAGAUGGGGAAGUUUUGUCAGACUGUACAAAAUGUAAUUUUCAAAGAAGCAGAAAAAUCUGUUAAACAGGUUUAUGAGUUUGAAAACUGAACAAAGUACUGAAAAAUACUAAACACACAUCACUGGUUAUUAUUGUGCAAAUUGUAUUUAUGCAAAAAUAAAGUCAUGCUUUACACAA